Messenger RNA from Vespula pensylvanica (western yellowjacket), 604 nucleotides. RefSeq names its product guanine nucleotide-binding protein subunit gamma-e (gene Ggamma30A). The record is from RefSeq and is a predicted model, not a curated record. Bases 237 to 455 code for a protein of 72 amino acids. The transcript has 2 exons. Gene Ontology annotation, biological process: phospholipase C-activating G protein-coupled receptor signaling pathway; sensory perception of taste. Gene Ontology annotation, molecular function: G-protein beta-subunit binding. Gene Ontology annotation, cellular component: heterotrimeric G-protein complex. Lineage: Eukaryota; Metazoa; Arthropoda; Insecta; Hymenoptera; Vespidae.
AAGGGACAAUCUUCAAGAAUUGUCUAUACUCUUCGUAUGUGACUUUAUCCAAGCACACUCUUUAUCUUUUUUCCACUUUCCAUAAAUGCGUGUGUCCGAAAGCAGAUCGCCCUGACUCUUUCACACACACACAGACACAAAUACACAUACACAUAUACUCUUCUGUUUUAUUGAUUUUCCCGCAGAGGCGCAAGCGCUACAUCCUCGAUUGCAACAAGGGGGGUGCGGCUGUAACCAUGGAUCCCAGUGUACUCGCUACCAUGGACAAGGACACAUUGAAGAAACAGAUCGAGAACAUGAAAUAUCAAGCGGCCAUGGAACGAUGGUCGUUAUCGAAGAGUAUCACGGCGAUGAGAGAGUACGUCGAAGAAAAUGAGAAGAACGACCCACUGAUACACGCGCCUGACAAAAAGAACAAUCCAUGGGCCGAGAAAGGCAAGUGCAUAAUCAUGUAAGAGGAGAACCGAAUAGGGAGGACACGAAGAGGGAGAAAAGAAAAGACGGAAGCGAACGAAAGGACGAAAGAGAACGAUGAUGAAGAUGAAGAUCAAGAAGAAGAUGAAGAAGGGCCGGUGUGUGUUUCAUCUACAACAGAAGAGAGAGA